Molecule: messenger RNA, 4405 nt
Organism: Cololabis saira (Pacific saury)
Lineage: Eukaryota; Metazoa; Chordata; Actinopteri; Beloniformes; Belonidae
Gene: pfas
Product: phosphoribosylformylglycinamidine synthase
Exons: 28
Coding region: 195-4151 (1318 amino acids)
Biological process (GO): 'de novo' IMP biosynthetic process
Molecular function (GO): phosphoribosylformylglycinamidine synthase activity
Source: RefSeq, a predicted model, not a curated record
GUAAAGUCAGCGGUCCCCACGUGAGUGAGGUCCAUUCAUGCUGGCCAGCCUGCUCCCUCACUCUCUCACCGGGAACCAUCCAAACCUCCUCCAGUCCUCUCAGCGGGACCACCAGUUCCUCCAGGACUCCAGGCCCGAGCAGCAAAUCAACAUAUCUCACUAAAACCUGUCAAACCGCAGAAGCUGUUGCACCCAUGGCGGUGGUGAGGUUCUACAGUAAUGAAGCCCUGAAUGGCCGAGCCUUGCAGAGAGCAGCCAAGCUCUGCCCGCAUCUGUCAAUCACAACUGAGCUCUGCUACAACGUGGAGCUGACAGGAUGUGAGAGUCUCAGCGCCGAGCAGAAGGAGGUUCUCCUCUGGCUGUUUCGUCCUCCCCUGCAGGGAGAACCGUUGUCUGAGAAACCCAAUCUCACAGAGGCCACCGGAGAAAAGCUGGUGGAAAUUGGACCCAGGUUGAACUUCUCCACCGCUUGGUCCACGAACGCCGUGUCCAUCUGCCAGAGUGCCGGGCUCGUCAACGUCACUCGGGUCGAGCUUUCUCGAAGGUUUCUCGUCAAGCCUGAGACUGGCGGGAACCUGAGUGAGCUCAGUGGAGAGGUGAAGAAGCUGAUUGAGUGCCUUCAUGACAGCAUGACUGAGUGCGUCUAUCACGAUCCCAUCACCUCCUUCGCCGUGGAAACCAAACCGCAGCCUGUGUUUGAGGUUGACAUCUUGAAGAACGGUCGCUCCGCCUUGGAGAAGGCCAACGAUGAUCUGGGUCUGGCAUUUGACUCCUGGGACCUGGACUACUACACAUCGAUGUUCCAGAGGAUUGAAAGGAACCCCACCAGUGUGGAGUGUUUUGACCUGGCCCAGUCCAACAGUGAGCACAGCCGCCACUGGUUCUUUCGGGGGAAAAUGUUUAUUGACGGUCUGGAGCAGAAAGAGACUUUGUUCAGUCUCAUAAUGGACACCCAGCGGCACAGCAACCAGAAUAACGUCAUCAAGUUCUGCGACAACAGCAGUGGAAUCAAAGGCACUGAGCUCGAGUGCAUCUACCCAAAAGACCCGUCCGCAGCGAGUCCGUAUGAGACGCGGCCUUCGCGAAGACACGUCAUCUUCACCGCUGAGACGCACAACUUCCCAACCGGUGUGGCGCCGUUCAGCGGAGCCACCACGGGGACGGGAGGCCGUAUCAGAGACGUGCAGAGUGCUGGACGAGGGGGCCACGUCAUCGCCGGAACUGCUGGGUACUGCUUUGGAAACCUGCACAUCCCAGGGUACCGUCUCCCCUGGGAGUGUGAAGGGGAGGGAUGGGAGUACCCGUCCAGCUUUGCACCUCCUCUGCAGGUUGCCAUCGAGGCCAGCAAUGGAGCGUCUGAUUACGGCAACAAAUUUGGAGAACCUGUCUUGUCAGGCUUUGCCCGUUCCUUCGGCAUGCGUCUGGCUGACGGGGAGCGACGGGAGUGGAUCAAGCCGAUCAUGUUCAGCGGUGGUCUCGGGUCGAUCGUAGACACACAUGUGGAGAAAGAAGAAGCCCGGCCAGGAAUGGAGGUGGUGAAGAUCGGAGGACCGGUGUACCGGAUCGGUGUGGGAGGAGGAGCAGCCUCUUCCGUUGAAGUCCAAGGAGACAACUGCAGCGACAGGGAUCUCGGGGCGGUCCAGAGAGGAGAUGCCGAGAUGGAGCAGAAGAUGAAUCGUGCUCUCAGGGCUUGUCUGGAGAGAAGUGACAGGAAUCCAAUCUGCAGUAUUCAUGACCAGGGGGCAGGAGGGAAUGGUAAUGUGCUCAAAGAGCUCAGUGAGCCCGCAGGAGCUGUGAUCCACUGCAGUAGAUUCAAGAAAGGUGACCCCACCUUAAGUGUGAUGGAGUUGUGGGGGGCCGAGUAUCAGGAGAGCAACGCUCUUCUGCUCCUCCCACCAGACAGGCCCUUCCUGGAGAGGGUGUGUCAGCGGGAGAAGUGUCCCGUUGAUUUCGUGGGAAACAUCACAGGAGAUGGCAAGAUUGUGCUGGUUGAUGAUGAGAGAAGCGGCGGAGAUCAGGCCGACCAGGUGCGUCAUCCUGUCGACCUGCAGCUGGAGUGGGUUCUGGGAAAGAUGCCGCAGAAGGAGUUUAGGAUGGAGCGAGUGGCCUCGACGCUUCAGCCGCUGACGCUUCCCGCCGGGCUGACGGUCAAGGACGCUCUGCAGCGAGUGUUGCGUUUGCCGGCCGUGGCCUCCAAACGCUACCUGACCAACAAGGUGGACCGGUCCGUGACUGGCUUGGUUGCCCAGCAACAGUGCGUCGGCCCUCUUCACACCCCACUGGCCGACGUGGCUGUUGUUGCUCUGUCACCAUUCAGUCUGGAAGGGGCAGCGACGGCCAUCGGGGAGCAGCCAAUUAAAGGGCUCGUCUGUCCUGCAGCGGGGGCUCGCAUGGCUGUAGGAGAGGCUCUGACCAAUCUGGUGUUUGCCAGAAUCACGGCACUGAAGGAUGUGAAGUGCAGUGGUAACUGGAUGUGGGCUGCCAAGCUGCGUGGUGAGGGGGCCUGCCUGUGGGAGGCCUGCAAAGCCAUGUGUGAGGUCAUGAGCCAGCUGGGAGUGGCUGUCGAUGGAGGCAAGGACUCACUGAGUAUGGCAGCACGGGUGGGGAAAGAGACCGUCAAAGCUCCAGGUGCUCUGGUUGUCUCUGCAUACGCCGUUUGUCCUGACAUCACCGCCACGGUGACGCCUGAUCUCCAAGAUCCCGAUGGCAAAGGUGUGCUGUUGUGGGUUCCUCUCAGUCCAGGCAACCAUCGUCUCGGAGGCUCUGCCCUCUCUCAGUGCUACAGCCAGCUCGGAGACUGCUCUCCUGACCUGGACCAGCCACAACUACUGACUUCCUGCUUCAAUACCACUCAAAAACUCAUGCAGGAUCGGCUGCUCAGUGCAGGGCAUGACAUCAGCGACGGAGGUCUCAUUUCCUGCUUGCUGGAGAUGGCGUUUGCUGGAAACCGUGGGAUUGAUGUUGAGCUGCCGUCACAAGGAGCCGGAGUCAUGGAUCUUCUGUUCAGCGAGGAGCUUGGUUUGGUUCUGGAGGUUUCACAGUUGGACCUUGAAGCUGUUUGUCAGAGGUACAGCGACGCAGGUGUGCAGUGCCUGCAGAUCGGUAGAACCUGUGGCUUCGGACCUGGCGCUACAGUCAGAGUCUGCGUGGAUGGACAGGAGGUCCUCAGAGAGCCGCUGCCUGACCUCAGGGCAGUUUGGGAGGACACAAGCUUCCGUCUGGAGUGCUUUCAAGCCAACGAGCUCUGUGUUAAACAGGAAGAGGAAGGGCUAACCAAGAGGACACAGCCGUUCUUUAAACUGAGCUUCGACCCCUCUGAAACACCCAGCAUCCGUCACCUUACUGCAGGGCCGCCACGUGUCGCAGUGGUCAGAGAAGAGGGCAGCAAUGGAGAUCGAGAGAUGUCCGUCUCUCUAUACAUGGCUGGCUUUGAGGUCUGGGAUGUGACCAUGCAGGACCUGUGCUCUGGUUCUUUAACCCUUGAGCCUUUCAAAGCAGUUGUGUUUGUUGGUGGGUUCAGCUACGCCGACGUCCUGGGAUCAGCUAAAGGUUGGGCUGCAACUGUCACCUACAACCCAAAAGCCAAGGCUGAGUUUGAUCGCUUCCAGCGGAGGGAAGACACCGUGAGUCUGGGAGUGUGCAACGGCUGCCAGCUGCUCGCCCUGUUGGGCUGGGUGGGGGAGGAAAAGGAAGGAGCAGGCUCCGAGGUGGUGCUGACCCACAAUAAGUCUGGCAGGUUUGAGUCGCGGUUUGUAAGCGUUGGGAUCCGGGAGUCUCCCUCCAUUUGGCUCAGAGGGAUGGAGGGAUCUGCUCUGGGAGUCUGGGUUGCACAUGGAGAAGGCCUGUUUCAGUUCCGUAGCUCCCAGGCCCAAGACUCGAUUAUGUCCAGUGGACUUUCCCCGCUCCGUUACCUUGACGACCAGGGUAACCCCACUGAGGAGUACCCCCUAAACCCCAAUGGCUCGCCUCAGGGAGUUGCAGGGCUCUGCUCCAGGGACGGGAGACACCUGGCCAUGAUGCCACACCCGGAGCGCUGCACCCUGGGCUGGCAGUGGCCCUGGGCCCCCCGGGACCUCCGGCCCUCCCUCACGCCUUCACCCUGGCUGAGGAUGUUCAACAACGCAGCAGCCUGGUGCAGCAACACAGAUUGAUCAUGGUCUAUUUACAUCAUUUUGGUUUUGUCAGUGUACUAUGUAUGUCUCAGUAGUAAUAGUAAUAGAGUAAUACGCGGUUACUUUCAGCAGUACCUGUUUUUGGUCUUCAUGCAUCAUUUUUUAAUGACACUUGAGAAUUGAUGACUUUGUAAAGACUUUGGUUACAUUUUGUAUUUUUACAAAACACUAAACGAUCUGACAUUAUCAGAAGUUUCAAACCUGGAGAAAAAACAACUUAAUAAAUGAAUUAA